AUGGAGCUGGCAGACAGACUCUACCAAGCAGCCUGCGAUGGAGACGAGACGGCGGUGCGGAAGCUGCUGGCGGCAGGCGCUCGGGCGGAUCAAGCCAACGAGGAUGGCUGGCUGCCCCUGCACUUUGCCAGCUCCUGCGGCCACGAGGGGGAGGCGGCCCCAUCCACGGCUUCAGCUGCCCCAGCCACAGCCUUGGCGAUGGAGCACGACGGGUGGACACCGCUGCACCGUGCGGCUGAGCGUGGGAACAUUGAAGCUUUGACGCUGCUGCUGGAGGUGGCGCCAGAGCUGGCUUUUGCACCGGAUGCUUUUGGCGAGACGGCACUGCAUCAGGUGCUGCGCUGCGGCCACAGCCCAGCAGACCGAGUCCUGGAGAUGGCGCGCUGCCUGCGCUCGACUGCCGAGGCGGGGUGGCUGGUCGGGCAGCUGGUGGAGGGGCAGCGCGAGCGACUGCGGGCGGCGGCGCUCACCCUGGCACGGGGGGCAGGCCUAGUGCUGCCAAUCAGCGGCAUUGGCGGCUACAUCUGA
This is a messenger RNA of Chlorella variabilis, 528 nucleotides long. RefSeq lists its product as hypothetical. NCBI's taxonomy places the organism in Eukaryota, Viridiplantae, Chlorophyta, Trebouxiophyceae, Chlorellales, Chlorellaceae. Gene Ontology annotation, cellular component: cilium. The record is from RefSeq and is a predicted model, not a curated record. The transcript has 4 exons. Bases 1 to 528 code for a protein of 175 amino acids. Gene Ontology annotation, molecular function: protein binding.